CAUUUGAACUACACAGCCGUAUGCCUACCAAGAAGCACAGCGCGCACUGAAUAAAAGAUGUCCAAAAACCCUUGACGAACCCUAGAUCCGCAAUCCGUCCACAUACAAUCCCACCAUAAACAUGGAAAUCGAUCCUCCAAACGAAUCAGUGGGUCUUCAAAUUAAAGAAAAAGAUCUCUUCAAAGCCGCGGAGACGGGCGAGUCUUCCAUAUUCAAGUCCCUCUCUGAAGAACACCUCUCUAAGUCUCUUAAACUGCGGAAUGAAGACGGUCGAUCUCUUCUCCACGUCGCCGUAUCCUCCGCCCGUCCCGAGGUGGUCAAAGUUCUCUCAGAUGUCUCCGAUGAAUCAGUUGUGAAUGGUACCGAUGAAGAAGGUUGGGGUCCGAUUCACUCAGGUGCGAGCAUUGGUAAUUUGGAAAUUAUGGAAAUUCUGUUGAGUAAAGGAGCGAAUGUUAAUGGGAAAAAUGACGGUGGCCGCACCGCUCUUCAUUAUGCUGCUAGCAAGGGAUGGUUGAAGAUUGCUGAACUUCUGAUCUCUCAUGGUGCAAAGAUCAAUUCAAAGGACAAGGUAAGAUCCACCCCAUUGCAUAGGGCAGCUAGCACUGGAAACUCGGCAUUAUGUGAACUCUUAAUUGAAGAAGGAGCAGAAGUUGAUGCUACUGAUAGAACUGGACAAACUCCUCUCAUGAAUGCAGUCAUUUGUCAUAAGAAGGAGGUAGCUCUCCUCUUAAUAAGACAUGGAGCUGAUGUGAACAUAGAGGACAAAGAAGGAUAUACUGUUCUUGGCCGGGCUUCAAAUGAUUUUAGACCGAUACUGAUCGAUGCUGCCAAAGCUAUGCUUGACGUAUGAAUUUGACUAUCGGUGUGCUGUGCCUGAUUAAACCAUGUGUUUCUUAGAAAAACCUGUGAGUUACGAAAAGACGAAAGGGGGAAAUGACUAUUCACUCCAUCGUGUGAUGAAUCUUUUGGAGUAAU
This is a messenger RNA of Hibiscus syriacus, 975 nucleotides long. Its product is annotated as 26S proteasome non-ATPase regulatory subunit 10. Gene Ontology annotation, cellular component: nucleus; cytoplasm. Gene Ontology annotation, molecular function: protein binding. The record is from RefSeq and is a predicted model, not a curated record. NCBI's taxonomy places the organism in Eukaryota, Viridiplantae, Streptophyta, Magnoliopsida, Malvales, Malvaceae. Bases 122 to 850 code for a protein of 242 amino acids. The transcript has 5 exons.